Messenger RNA from Phaeodactylum tricornutum CCAP 1055/1, 2133 nucleotides. RefSeq lists its product with no specific name. Gene Ontology annotation, molecular function: protein binding. The coding region runs from base 61 to 2133 and encodes 690 amino acids. The transcript has a single exon. The record is from RefSeq and is a predicted model, not a curated record. Lineage: Eukaryota; Bacillariophyta; Bacillariophyceae; Surirellales; Neidiaceae.
CCAUUCCGCCUUGUAACCUACCUUUUCGGCUGGAACAAAAGCGCGAACAGUGCAAUCCGAAUGACAGCUACGCUUUCGCAACCCUCCACUUUGUUACGGGGGGUGGAAGAUCCCCCUUCCCUGCAGCGACGGCGGCAGAGUAGGUCCUUCUUCCUCCCUCGAGGCCAGAUUGGUUUCUUAGUUCCUGCUGUAUUUGUUGUCGGUCGGUUCGCCACCAUAUUCGCAUUGACUCCGUUACCAUCGUCCAUCCUUGGACAGACCAGUGGUUUGAUCUGUGAAGAGAAGAAAUAUGAUGAAUCAACAGUGGUCUGCACCUUUGAAGUCCACAAAGAUUGGUCCGGAGCUUUGGAUCCGUUCCGGACCUGCGUACAGGGCGGCGGAGACGAAAUGUGUGUGGAAGCACUUGUGACAGUCGUGCAACGAGACGAAACAGAGGACCAUUCAACCAAGAAGAGAAGGGAAAAAACCGAUGAUGUCGAUCUGAAGAUUGGUGCUCAGAUUUACCGAUCUCCGUUUUCGCAGUACGGUAACGAAGUCCAAGCUGUUCUGCUACGGCAUCAAGAUAUUUUCCUCGGAAACCAAGUCGCAAAGUUUCAUCCCUUUAAACAAGGACAAGCCUACUUGGAAUUAGGACAAGCGCAUAAUUUGCAAAUGGGACAGCUUUUCAAGGCGUUCGGCGAUGGUCAGUCGAUGAUACGGCUUGCUUUAAAUGCUUUUGAAUCCGCCAAGGCAAUUUACAGUCAGGUAGACGAUAGCAAAGAAGAUCGCGAUCUGUCACUCCAUUGCAAAACAUCCGUGAUUUUUCACAUGGGUGAGACCUACUCCUUUUCAACAGUUGAAGAGCACAACAAGUUGGCCAUAGAAUACUUUAUCCAGGCCCAAAGGGCGUACAAGAACUUGUUGGAUCGAGUUGAGAUAAGCUCCUAUCUCAGUAGAAAAGAUGUACUGGACGACAUUAGAAUGGGCUGGGCACACUGCUGCCUAGCUAUUGGUGUCUCUCUGAUUUCAGGCUCAGACGACUAUGACUCUCAGCUUGCUAUGGAUAUAGCCGAGCUCAAGCAAACGCAGGAAAAGAGUCCAGAAGCCCGUGCGCAGCUUCUUUCCUACGGCUCGAGCGUCUCUGCUGAAAACGCUCAAGAAGCACAAUUGCUGUUCACUGAUUCCGCCAAUGUCUUUCGAAAGAUGAUAGAAGAGCAAGGCAAUCGCGACGAGCCAAUCGAGUUGCAGCGUCAAUUGGCCAACGCCUUGCAGAAUUUGGCAACCGCUGCAGUUUUGCAGGGAAACUUCAAAUCAGGAAGUGAAGCGAGUGAAGAAGCACUCUCAGUACUCAUGUCAAUUCUUGACCAAUCACCGCAUGAUUCAGCGGAUCGUGAGGACGUUCUCAUAUCGGUCGGCGAAAUUCUCAUUGGGCUUGCCGAAUACUACUUGCAACAGGGCAAAUAUGAUCAGUCGCACGAAAAGUACAAAGCCGCCAUGAAAUGGUACCAGUCACACAGGCAGCUACAAGCUUUAUCAGCGCCAUUGUACGCCUUGAUGAGUGAAAAUGACACACUUGAAAAGUACGAAAUGAUAUUGGAGGACUACUACGCGUUGCUGGAAGAUCAGUCCAAUAUGGCCGACGCGGACGAACACUUUGACGACCAAAAUGAAUAUUACUACGAAAAGAACGACGCGUACGAAGGUGACUUACAUGCCACCCUUGGUGCAUUGUAUCUAGCACGAGGCGAUAUAGGAACAGCCCAAUCUAGCUUUCUUCGUGCGGCGGAGCUCUACGAAAGUGCCGGCGAAGGAGGUAACCAGGCCAGCGCGGAAGUCCAAUUUAACCUGGCCACAACAAGUUUUCAGAAUCGGGAGUACGAUGCCAGUAUCGCAUACCAUCACCGCGGGGUUGCUAUUUAUCGGAGUCUCGUCGUGGAAGGCGACAGUCCAAUGGUAGACGGGUUGUAUAACGUGGAGUUUGUUGAGGGCGUGCCUGAGCCAGUCAAGGAAUCUAAAGCAAAGGAAAGAACGGUCGAGCAUCGUCCCAAAAAAGACGAUAAAGCAAAGCCCAACCAACCAAUCAUACACAUUGACGUGCAUCAAUAUGCCCGGCAAAUGUUACUGAACGCAUCAUCGAGCAAAGAAGAGUUGUAA